Messenger RNA from Clunio marinus, 1418 nucleotides. The record is from the annotation of a GenBank genome assembly. NCBI's taxonomy places the organism in Eukaryota, Metazoa, Arthropoda, Insecta, Diptera, Chironomidae.
GUGCAACUUCGCACCCACCAGCGCAACAUAUUUCAAAAUAUUGAAAAUAUGAGCAGGAGAAGAAUUCCUUUAAGCUCGCGUCCUACACCAAUUCCAACAUUUGCAGCAAAUUCAUCGUUCAAUAACGAGUUUUCUGAGCCGAUAAUUAAACAUAUUCAGUUUAUUCAAACUCAUAACGUUUCACAGAAAAAUGAAAUUGUCAAUGAAUUUAUCAUUUUCAUGUUUACACUUAUUGCUGCCAGUUCACAAUUCGUGCAUCUCUACAGAUCUGUAUGGUGGUUUCCUGACUCUUACACAAAUUACACAGUCAAUUUUUAUUUAAUCGACACCAGUCUUGUGUUGUUUAUUUUUGUAAUGAUUGGUCGGAGAUUCUUUUAUUGUCUUUUAAUGAAAAUUCUUGAAAUCAGUUGCCCUGUGAAACAUCUUCCGAUAGCUGAGAAGUCACUAAAGAUAUUAUUUCUUGGAGUUCUGGAAGCCAUUUUUUUAAUUUGUAAUGUGAAAAUAUUUCAGAACUUGAACAUCGUAUACAUAUUUUAUCUUCUGUAUCCUAUUAUUUUAUAUCUCGUCAUUUUCAAAUGCAAAAUUGAUCCAUUUUUGAAGAUUAAUCACAACAAAGAUAUGCCAUAUCUUGGUGGUCAAGAACCUGUUCACAGCUGUAGUAAUAAUGCCAUGGACAUUCGGCAAGAAGUUUAUCUCCUAAGAGGCGAUUUCAACAAUCGAUUCAAGCAAAUUAUAUUCACAUCAGUUUUGAAUUCUUAUUAUGCGAGUUUCAUUCCUUGGUGUUUUGUCAAUAAGCAUUUAUUCUACAGUAAGUUUUGGGUCACACAACAUCUCUUCUUCACAUGGAUCAGUCUUUUUACGAUGUGUGCCGGUUAUUGUUUUCCAAUUAAAUAUUGUGACGUUUUACAUCGGUCAGCAAUUCAUCUUGGUCAGUGGGCGAAGCUUUCACCUAGAGCGACACAUGCACCGCCACAAAAUUGGAGUAAAACACAAAUUUUCCCUUAUGGAAGUUAUGUGAAAUACUCUGGCGAGGUUUAUAAAUCAAUUUCUGAAUGCACAAGCGCUUUUCCAUCUGAUGGCGGUCAUCAACGCUUUUAUAUUCUUUUUAAGAACCCUUCAAUGUUAUAUUUAAUCAUUUGCAGCAUUCAAGUGAUGACAGUUUUAUUCCAACUUAUACUUCUGUUUUAUAGCCGCGAAUAUCAAUACAUUAUCAGUAUUGGUCUUCUACUCAUUACCAAUUACUACACACUUUUCAAGCUCAUACGAGAUUAUCUGAUUGUAAAGAAUAUUUAUCAAACUAAUAACAAUAACAACAGUAAUCAAAGUAAUAACAGCAGUGGAACAUAACUCAAGUUCUGAAAACCUGAAAAUAAAUUUAAAAGUAAUUUUAAUAAACCUACCACUUGAAUAAAUAUUAA